Molecule: messenger RNA, 1961 nt
Organism: Canis lupus familiaris (dog)
Lineage: Eukaryota; Metazoa; Chordata; Mammalia; Carnivora; Canidae
Gene: OCLN
Product: occludin
Biological process (GO): bicellular tight junction assembly
Cellular component (GO): cytoplasmic vesicle; apical plasma membrane; bicellular tight junction
Source: RefSeq, marked provisional
AGGUUGGCUUAUUUUGGGGAGCUCUGGGAUCCUGCUCGUCCUGAAGAUCGGGUGAUCAUUGACAUCAGCCAUGUCAUCGAGGCCUUUUGAGAGUCCACCUCCGUAUAGACCUGAUGAAUUCAAACCCAAUCAUUAUGCACCGAGCAAUGAUGUGUACGGUGGGGACAUGCACGUCCGACCCAUGCUCUCUCAGCCGGCGUAUUCUUUCUACCCAGAAGAUGAAAUUCUUCACUUCUACAAAUGGACCUCUCCUCCAGGAGUAAUUCGGAUUCUGUCCAUGCUUGUCAUUGUGAUGUGCAUCGCCAUAUUUGCCUGUGUCGCGUCCACGCUCGCCUGGGAUAGAGGCUAUGGAACUGGCUUAAUGGGUGGUAGCAUAGGCUACCCUUACGGAAGUGGCUUCGGGAGCUACGGGACUGGCUACGGCUACGGGUUUGGCUACGGCUACGGCUACGGCGGCUACACGGAUCCCAGAGCAGCAAAGGGCUUCCUCCUGGCCAUGGUGGCCUUUUGUUUUAUCGCUGCAUUGGUGAUAUUUGUUACCAGCGUUAUAAGGUCUGACAUAUCCAGAACCAGAAGGUACUACUUGACUGUAAUAAUACUGAGUGCCUUCCUGGGCGUCAUGAUGUUCAUUGCUACAAUUGUCUAUAUAAUGGGAGUCAAUCCAACUGCCCAGGCUUCUGGGUCUUUAUACAGUUCACAGAUAUAUGCCAUGUGCAACCAGUUCUAUGCAUCUACAGCUACCGGACUCUACAUGGAUCAGUAUUUGUAUCACUACUGUGUGGUGGAUCCCCAAGAGGCAAUUGCCAUUGUCCUGGGAUUCAUGGUGAUUGUGGCUUUUGCUUUAAUAAUUUUCUUUGCUGUGAAAACUCGAAGAAAGAUGGACCGGUAUGACAAGUCGAAUAUAUUGUGGGACAAGGAACAUAUUUAUGAUGAACAACCCCCCAAUGUUGAAGAGUGGGUUAAAAACGUUUCUGCAGGCACACAAGACAUGCCUCCUCCCCCUUCUGACUAUGUGGAGAGAGUGGACAGUCCCAUGGCGUACUCUUCCAAUGGUAAAGUGAAUGACAAGCGGUUGUAUCCAGAGUCUUCCUAUAAAUCAACACCGGUCCCCGAAGUGGUGCAGGAGCUGCCCGCCACCUCCCCUGCGGAUGACUUCAGGCAGCCUCGCUACAGCAGCAGCGGGCACUUGGAGCCACCUUCGAAGAGGGCCCCCUCGAAAGGAAGAACGGGAAGGCCCAAGAGGCUGGAGCAGGACCACUAUGAGACAGACUACACGACGGGCGGCGAGUCGUGUGACGAGCUGGAGGAGGACUGGAUCAGGGAAUAUCCACCUAUCACUUCAGAUCAACAAAGACAACUCUACAAGAGAAAUUUUGACACUGGCCUGCAGGAAUACAAGAGCUUACAAGCAGAACUUGAUGAGAUCAAUAAAGAACUCUCUCGCCUGGAUAAAGAAUUGGAUGACUAUAGAGAAGAAAGUGAAGAGUACAUGGCUGCUGCUGAUGAGUACAAUAGACUGAAGCAAGUUAAGGGAUCUCCAGAUUACAAAAAUAAGAGGAAUUAUUGCAAGCAGUUGAAGAGCAAAUUGUCCCACAUCAAGAAGAUGGUUGGAGACUAUGAUAGACAGAAAACAUAGAAGGCAGAUGCCACACAGUUUGAGAGAUUGUGAAGUAUUUGACAUAUCUGCAACGUUGUCAGAAGGCAGAAUGACUUUGGAUUUCGAACCCAGGAGGCCAGAUCUUUGUGAUCAUUACAAAGUUUUGGUAGCUUUAAUAUCAUCAGUAUUGAAGCAUUUUACACAUAGCUUUUGAUAAUCAACUGGGCUGAACACUCCCGAUUAAGGAUUCUGUGCUUUAGACUUUGGCUGUUGUGCUAAAGGACUGAGUAUAGGUGGAGGUUUUUCAGACCUUGGAAGAAGGUCCCACGGUGAACUUGUGCUGUGAACUUGCACACUUGGGGCA